Peromyscus maniculatus bairdii (prairie deer mouse) is the source of this 558-nucleotide messenger RNA. It is a transcript of the gene Spink4, whose product is annotated as serine peptidase inhibitor Kazal type 4. Gene Ontology annotation, molecular function: serine-type endopeptidase inhibitor activity; protein binding. The record is from RefSeq and is a predicted model, not a curated record. Lineage: Eukaryota; Metazoa; Chordata; Mammalia; Rodentia; Cricetidae.
CCCCAACGCGGAUCACCACAAAGUCGGCAUCGUGCCUUGAGUGAGCCUUUUCCAGGUGUCAGGAUGAAGAGAUUAACUUGGGGUGACACUCUGGCUGCCAACUGGCCCCAGAUAAGAUAAGGGUGGAGAUCAGCGCAAUAAAUAGGCCCCAACCUCACUCUUGGCCCAGGCCACCGUUGGCUGAGGUCAUACCUAACCUCACAAGCAGCAUGGCUCUGCACCUGUGGAUGGUCACCCUGACCUUGGCUGCCUUCCUUGCCAUGGACAGGGGGGUGCAGGUGGGAGCACAGAGGAGAAUUUCCCCAAAAAUGCCCAUCUGUGAGCACAUGGCAGAGUCUCCAAAGUGUCCCCAGACACCUAAACCGAUCUGCGGCACGGACGGGGUGACAUAUAGAAAUGAAUGCCAUCUCUGCGUGACCCGGAUAAAAACCCAACAGGACAUCCAGAUCAAGAAGGAUGGCAAGUGUUGAACCCAGAGGUGCACUCAAGCCGUGCAACCUCGAGCUGGAGAACGUGAUGCUCCAGAGGCUAUGGUGGGAAAUAAAAGAUGCAGCCCAA